This is a messenger RNA of Gorilla gorilla gorilla (western lowland gorilla), 4195 nucleotides long. RefSeq names its product deleted in azoospermia protein 3. The transcript is spliced from 26 exons. Gene Ontology annotation, biological process: positive regulation of translational initiation; 3'-UTR-mediated mRNA stabilization. Bases 257 to 2212 code for a protein of 651 amino acids. The record is from RefSeq and is a predicted model, not a curated record. Gene Ontology annotation, cellular component: cytoplasm. Gene Ontology annotation, molecular function: translation activator activity; mRNA 3'-UTR binding; protein binding. NCBI's taxonomy places the organism in Eukaryota, Metazoa, Chordata, Mammalia, Primates, Hominidae.
GAUACCCGGCACAGGAGCCACCUCCCAGAGCCCCGCAGUCCAUGCCUCAGUCCGCCUGCGCUCCUCAGCCUGGCGGUUCUGCCUCCGAGGGUUCGCCCGCCCUUGGUUUUCCUUACACCUUCGCCUUUGGCUCCUUUGACCCCUCGAAGCCCCACAGCGUGUUCCAGCGGACUUCACCAGCAGACCCAGAAGUGGUGGGUGAAACACUGCCUCUGCUCCUCCUUGAGCCUGUCGGGAGCUGCUGCCUGCCACCAUCAUGUCUUCUGCAAAUCCUGAGACUCCAAACUCAACCAUCUCCAGAGAGGCCAGCACCCAGUCUUCAUCAGCUGCAGCUAGCCAAGGCUGGGUGUUACCAGAAGGCAAAAUCGUGCCCAACACUGUUUUUGUUGGUGGAAUUGAUGAUAGGAUGGAUGCAACUGAGAUUAGAAGCUUCUUUGGUAGAUACGGUUCAGUGAAAGAAGUGAAGAUAAUCACCAAUCAAACUGGUGUGUCCAAAGGCUAUGGAUUUGUUUCGUUUGUUAAUGACGUGGAUGUCCAGAAGAUAGUAGAAUCACAGAUACAUUUCCAUGGUAAAAAGCUGAAGCUGGGCCCUGCAAUCAGGAAACAAAAGUUAUGUGCUUGUCGUGUGCAGCCAGGUCCUUUGGUGUCUAAUCCGCCUCCUCCGCCACAGUGUCAGAACAUCUGGAGGAAUCCAAACACUGAAACCUACCUGCAGCCCCUAAUCACGCUGAAUCCUGUAACUCAGUAUGUUCAGUCUUCUGCAAAUCCUGAGACUCCAAACUCAACCAUCUCCAGAGAGGCCAGCACCCAGUCUUCAUCAGCUGCAGCUAGCCAAGGCUGGGUGUUACCAGAAGGCAAAAUCGUGCCCAACACUGUUUUUGUUGGUGGAAUUGAUGAUAGGACGGAUGCAACUGAGAUUAGAAGCUUCUUUGGUAGAUACGGUUCAGUGAAAGAAGUGAAGAUAAUCACCAAUCGAACUGGUGUGUCCAAAGGCUGUGGAUUUGUUUCGUUUGUUAAUGACGUGGAUGUCCAGAAGAUAGUAGAAUCACAGAUACAUUUCCAUGGUAAAAAGCUGAAGCUGGGCCCUGCAAUCAGGAAACAAAAGUUAUGUGCUUGUCGUGUGCAGCCAGGUCCUUUGGUGUCUAAUCCGCCUCCUCCGCCACAGUUUCAGAACAUCUGGCAGAAUCCAAACACUGAAACCUGCCUGCAGCCCCUAAUCACGCUGAAUCCUAUAACUCAGCACGUUCAGGCUUAUUCUGCUUAUCCACAUUCACCAGGUCAGGUCAUCACUGGAUAUCAGUUGCUUGUAUAUAAUUAUCAGGCAUAUCCUACUUAUCCAAAUUCACCAUUUCAGGUCACCACUGGAUAUCAGUUGCCUGUAUAUAAUUAUCAGGCAUUUCCUGCUUAUCCAAAUUCACCAUUUCAGGUCGCCACUGGAUAUCAGUUGCCUGUAUAUAAUGAUCAGGCAUUUCCUGCUUAUCCAAAUUCACCAUUUCAGGUCACCACUGGAUAUCAGUUGCCUGUAUAUAAUUAUCAGGCAUUUCCUGGUUAUCCAAAUUCACCAUUUCACGUCACCACUGGAUAUCAGUUCCCUGUGUAUAAUUAUCAGGCCUUUCCUGCUUAUCCAAAUUCACCAUUUCAGGUCACCUCUGGAUAUCAGUUGCCUGUAUAUAAUUAUCAGGCAUUUCCUGCUUAUCCAAAUUCACCAUUUCAGGUCACCACUGGAUAUCAGUUGCCUGUAUAUAAUUAUCAGGCAUUUCCUGCUUAUCCAGAUUCACCAUUUCAGGUCACCACUGGAUAUCAGUUGCCUGUAUGCAAUUAUCAGGCAUUUCCUGCUUGUCCAAAUUCACCAGUUCAGGUCACCACUGGAUAUCAGUUGGCUGUAUACAAUUAUCAGGCAUUUCCUGCUUAUCCAGAUUCACCAUUUCAGGUCACCACUGGAUAUCAGUUGCCUGUAUAUAAUUACCAGGCAUUUCCUGCUUGUCCAAAUUCACCAGUUCAGGUCACCACUGGAUAUCAGUUGGCUGUAUACAAUUAUCAGGCAUUUCCUGCUUAUCCAAAUUCAGCGGUUCAGGUCACCACUGGAUAUCAGUUCCAUGUAUACAAUUACCAGAUGCCACCGCAGUGGCCUGUUGGGGAGCAAAGCAGAAAUCUGUGGACCGAAGCAUACAAAUGGUGGUAUCUUGUCUGUUUAAUCCAGAGAAGAGACUGAUAAAUUCCGCUGUUACUCAAGAUGACUGCUUCAAGGGUAAAAGAGUGCAUCGCUUUAGAAGAAGUUUGGCAGUAUUUAAAUCUGUUGGAUCCUCUCAGCUAUCUAGUUUCAUGGGAAGUUGCUGGUUUUGAAUAUUAAGCUAAAAGUUUUCCACUAUUACAGAAAGUCUGAAUUUUGGUAAAUCACACUGAAACUUUCUGUGUAACUUGUAUUAUUAGACUCUCUAGUUUUAUCUUAACACUGAAACUGUUCUUCAUUAGAUGUUUAUUUAGAACCUGGUUCUGUGUUUAAUAUAUAGUUUAAAGUAACAAAUAAUCGAGACUGAAAGAACGUUAAGAUUUAUCUGCAAGGAUUUUUAAAAAAUUGAAAUUUGCAUUUUAAGUGUUUAAAAGCAAAUACUGAUUUUCAAAAAAAGUUUUUAAAACCUGAUUUGAAAGCUAAGAAUUUUGAUAGUCUGAACACAAGCAUUUCACUUCUCCAAGAAGUACCUGUGAACAGUACAAUAUUUCAGUAUUGAGCUUUGCAUUUAUGAUUUAUCUAGAAAUUUACCUCAGAAGCAGAAUUUUUAAAACUGCAUUUUUAAUCAGUGGAACUCAAUGUAUAGUUAGCUUUGUUGAAGUCUUAUCCAAACCCAGUAAAACAGAUUCUAAGCAAACAGUCCAAUCAGUGAGUCAUAAUGUUUAUUCAAAGUAUUUUAUCUUUUAUCUAGAAUCCACAUAUGUAUGUCCAAUUUGAUUGGGAUAGUAGUUAGGAUAACUAAAAUUCUGGGCCUAAUUUUUUAAAGAAUCGAAGACAAACUAAACCUUACUAGGUAUAUAACCUUCUCAAUGAGUUACCAUUCUUCUUUUUUAUUAAAAAAAUUGUUCCUUGAAAUGCUAAAUUUAAUGGCUGUAUGUGAAAUUUGCAAAAUACUGGUAAUAAAGAACGCUGCAGCUUUUUUAUGUCACUCAAAGGUUAAUCAGAGUAUCUGAAAGGAAUUGUUUUUAUAAAAACAUUGAAGUAUUAGUUACUUGCUAUAAAUAGAUUUUUAUUUUUGUUUUUUAGCCUGUUAUAUUUCCUUUUGUAAAAUAAAAUAUGUCCAGAAGAGGCAAAAUAGGUAGUUUUGAUAUUUCUAAACCACGAAAGUUGUUUAGUAAGUAUAUCUUUAGAAUCUGCUAGAGUUAAAGUUAGCGUUGUUUCUAGAUUAGGUAGUGUCCUCAUUUUAUAUUGUGACCACACAGCUAGAGCACCAGAGCCCUUUUGCUAUACCCACAGUCUUGUUUUCCCAGCCUCUUUUACUAGUCUUUCAGGAGGUUUGCUCUUAGAACUGGUGAUGUAAAGAAUGGAAGUAGCUGUAUGAGCAGUUCAAGGGCCAAGCCGUGGAAUGGUAGCAAUGGGAUAUAAUACCUUUCUAAGGGAAACAUUUGUAUCAGUAUCAUUUGAUCUGCCAUGGACAUGUGUUUAAAGUGGCUUUCUGGCCCUUCUUUCAAUGGCUUCUUCCCUAAAACGUGGAGACUCUAAGUUAAUGUCGUUACUAUGGGCCAUAUUACUAAUGCCCACUGGGGUCUAUGAUUUCUCAAAAUUUUCAUUCUGAAUCCGAAGGAUAGAGUCUUUAAACUUUAGAAUUCCCAAGAAGGCUUUAUUACACCUCAGAAAUUGAAAGCACCAUGAAUUUGUCCAUUAAAAAAUUAUCCAUAGUUUUUUUAGUGCUUUUAACAUUCCAACAUACAUCAUUCUGUGAUUAAAUCUCCAGAUUUCUAUAAAUGAUACCUAUAUUCUAAAGAGUUAAUUCUAAUUAUUCCGAUAUGACCUUAAGGAAAAGUAAGGGAAUAAAUUUUUGUCUUUGUUGGAGUGAAGUGUUUAAUAGAGUAAGGUAAAGAAGAUAUUAAGUCGUAAACCUUUCAAAAUGGAAAAUUAAUUCUAAACUGAGAAAAAUGUUCCUACUACCUAUUGCUGAUACUGUCUUUGCAUAAAUGAAUAAAAAUAAACUUUUUUUUCUUCAAA